CUUGCCUCCCACUUUACUGGUACUUAAUUUGAAUGUUUUUAGGUGUAUAUACUCUGUAUUUCUAUCUGGGGACAUGAGGGAAUCAAGACAAUAGGGCUGUCUGAUGCAGGAAAAUUAACUUGUUAAUUAGUUUGUUAAAAUUACUUUCUUGUGAGUAUGCCAUGAUUUGGAAAACUGUUAAUUUUAAUUGCUGAAUAUAAGUGCCUAUCUAAAGAGAAAUGAUUCUUGUAGAAUAAACUCACUUUUCAUCCAGAAGAAAGUGUACAGACUGAUAACUCCUGUGGAAUUGUGUAUCAUGGAAUGACCAUAAAAUCACAGAAUCAUUAUGGUUUGGAAAGACUUCAUCUGAUCCAACCAUGCAUCCACCACCAAUACUGUCCACUAAACCAUGUCCCUGAGUGCUACAUCCACCCUUUCCUUAAACACCUUUGUGGACUGCGACUCCACUGUUUCUCUGGGCAACCUGCUGCAAUGCCUAAUUGCUCUUUCUGAGAAGAAAUUCUUCUUAAUAUCCAACUUGAAAUUCUAUGAUACUCAAAUCAGUCUUCUGAAGUACAUAAAACAGCUGUAUAUGAAUGACCUGAUGAAAAGAAAUAUCAACAGAAGUUGCCGUGAUGCAAGAAGGAUCUACAGAGGAGCUUCACAGGGACCUCCUAUGUGAGAGCAAACUAAGUGAGCACACGAGAGCACUGGUUAAAAGCAGAAGGACAGUGGUGACAGGAGGUGGAGGCUACCUGGGAUACAAUCUGGGAUGUGCUCUUGUCAAGGCAGGAGUUGCUGUUGUUCUGUUUGAUGUACGAGAACCCAAGUGGGAAAUUCCAAAUGGUGCAGACUUUUUCAAGGGUGAUGUGAGGGAUUACGAAGCAGUGCUCAAAGCAUGUGAAGGGGCUGACUGUGUUUUUCAUGUGGCUGCUUGUGGAAUGUCAGGAUUAGAACAACUUCAAAAGAAAGAGCAGAUUGAAUCCAUAAAUGUUGGUGGCACUGAAGUCAUAAUUGAUGUCUGCAAACAAAGAAAUAUCCCUAGACUGAUAUAUACCAGUACAGUGAACGUGGUAUUUGGAGGGAAUCCUAUUGAAGAAGGAGAUGAAGAAACUGUGCCGUAUUUUCCGCUGGAAAAGCAUUUUAAUCAUUACUCUAGAACGAAGGCAAUUGCAGACCAAAUGGUUCUUGCUGCUAAUGGGACUUUGCUAAAAGGAGGCGCCGAGCUCCGCACCUGCGUGCUGCGUCCGCCAGGCAUCUAUGGCCCCGGGGAGCAGCGCCACCUGCCGCGGGUAGCCGUAAAUAUCCAGCGGAGACUAUUUAACUUCAAGUUUGGGAAUCACAAAGUUCUGAUGAACUGGGUUCACAUAGGAAACCUGGUACAAGCUCAUUUACUAGCUGCUGAGGCUCUCACCUCUGAGAAGGAUUAUGUAGCUAGUGGACAGGCAUAUUACAUACAUGAUGGUGAAAACGUCGUAUUUUCUGAAUGGAUUGUUCCAUUGUUUGAAAAAUUAGGAUACAGUAAACCCUGGAUACAAAUUCCUAUUCUCCUGGUUCAUAUAGCAGCCGCUGUGAUGGAGUAUCUGCAUCUGGCAUUAAAGCCAUUCUUUAGCUUCACACCUUUCUUGACAAGGAAUGAGGUCUGGAACGUUACUGUAACUCACACUUUCCGAAUAGACAAGGCACGAAAUCAACUUGGUUACAAACCAAAGAAAUUCUCAUUUGCAGAUUCUGUGGAUCAUUAUCUUAAAACAAGACCUGUUUGCCAGGAAGGUCACACGUUCCUUAAAAAGCUCUUUGUUUUUGGUCUUUUGUUAAGCUUGAUCAUUCUUUCCUUCUUCUAACAUCAAACAGCUAUCCACCUGUUCCUGAAAAACUAGUUCUGUUUCUGGGGAUGAAUGACCUGCUCGUUCUGUAUUCCUUAGUCGCUGUGAAAGUUCUUGUUCUUAUUCAUUAUUCUUCUCAUUGUGAUGACUUCUCCCUGGUCUUACCCAAAAUAAAAAAAGUGAAAACAAAGCGCAUCAGGAAAUGUUCCAAAGGACAAUGCAGUGACACAGAAUCAAAGGAACUCACCACUGAUGGGUGAAGGAAGGGUUUGAAUGCACUGGAUCACUACUGGAUCACGUCAUACUGAGAAUGAUUUUCUAAAAGCAAUCAUCCAGAAAGGUGAGGAUUUGGAAGAGGAGGAGCCGUCAUAGAAGCGCAGUGCUGUAACAAAACCAGUGGCUCCAAUGAAGAGAAGUCUGUCUCAACGAUUGCUCUGAUGAAGCUGCUACUACAGCUACUGCAUGUUAGUGCCAGGAAUUACGAAGACCUGGGAAAUAUUACAAAAAUAAGUGAAAAUGUAUAAAUGACAGGUGCUAAAGGACAAAAGUCGUAUUUAUGUGAAACAGUUCUGUUGUUCAAAAGCAGUGUAAAAGCUGUAAUAAAAUGUAUAUAUAAAAUAAUUUUUAGAUGCAAUAAUAAAUCUCAACUGAACCAAAUACUGCUUUUAAGGAGUCUGUAGAAAGGGAGGGGGAUGGCAGGUAACUGGAAUUUAGGAAGGAGCUACUGCUGUCUCUGAGUGCAGCCAGGUCUGCAAUGCUGCCUUGUGCUGGGAUGUUGUCAUUCAGUGAACUGCUGUUGUGGUGUCAGCAGGCAGACCAAGAGCUCAGCCCUGAGUUUGGGUCCAACCUCUGCCUUUCUCCUUAAGAUUUCCUUAAGGUCCUUAAGAUCUCCUUAAGAUCUCCUUAACAUUAAGAGUUGCUUGCAGGCUGGACUGUGCUACAUAAGGUCCAUGUGUUCUACAUGUAUACAUGUAAUGUGUUUCCCAGAUGAAUUUUCAUGAGGUCACUCUGGAUCAGGAGAGGCACCCUUGCCAGGGUGAGUCACAGAGGAGAGUGAUGGAAAAGCUCUGCCGCCUGAAUAUCUGCACUCUGUAUUUGUCUUCCCUUUGCAUUAGCAUUCUGUAGGAGUUUUAAGACUGAGAAGUUCAUGGAAACUCUCUCAUUGUAUCUUUAAAUCUGCAGGGUACGCAGGAGUGCUAACAGCAUCCCUACCAUAAACUGUUCCUAUCUUGAAUGAUACCCAGUGACAGGAAAACAUGAGCAACCACAAGUUAACUCUGCAAUGCAUGAAGUGGAAAGGAACUCAGUAUGUGAGAGAUCUGUAAUGAAAUGUGGAUAAGCCCAGUUACAUAUGAAGCAAUGCAGCUGGCUGACAGGCAAGUGCUGUGGCAGGUACUGCAUAAACCUUGCUUCCUUUGAAAUGCAGAAUAAAACCCACAUGUAUAAAGUUACUUCACAGCGAGAGCGUUUUAACUACAUGCAAACAUAUUUAAUUUGCCUUUAAACUAGUUAUUUAUGAAUCUUGCAUAUAUCAGUUUUAUUAGACUGAUGGCUCAGGACUGCAUCCCAGGUGACACCGACACUGCAGAGCAGAGCUCAGACAGCUGGCUGAAGCCCAGUGAGAGGAGCUUCCAUGGGCUCUUGGUUUUUGGUGUUCCUCAGCAAGGAGUAACCACGAAACUUGCUGGCUCUGUGGCUGCAGUUUGUGGGGAACCCUGCUGUUCUGCUCCUGGGAUGCCAAACCUCUGAGCUGCUACUUCAGGUGUCGCCGAUGCUGUGCGUCUCUCCGGGCCAUGUCCCAGCAAUGACUCUCCGGACAUUGACCGAGAGAUGCCGUUUUAUUCCCGAGCAUCCCGUCCAGCAGGUAG
Lagopus muta (rock ptarmigan) is the source of this 3673-nucleotide messenger RNA. Its product is annotated as putative short-chain dehydrogenase/reductase family 42E member 2. The coding region runs from base 615 to 1823 and encodes 402 amino acids. Lineage: Eukaryota; Metazoa; Chordata; Aves; Galliformes; Phasianidae. Gene Ontology annotation, molecular function: 3-beta-hydroxy-Delta5-steroid dehydrogenase (NAD+) activity. Gene Ontology annotation, biological process: steroid biosynthetic process. The record is from RefSeq and is a predicted model, not a curated record. The transcript has 14 exons.